AUGCCCAUUCAUAGGCAAUCUGAAAUGCGGCCCAUAAAUCAAGGUAUUAAUACUGCAAAUAUAAAUAUAAAUCAAGAUAAUCAUAUAGAUUCAAAUGAAAACAUUCAUUAUAAUCAUAUAGAUCAUAUAGAUCAUACAAAUCAUCAACAACAACAACUCCCCCAUACACAUUAUCCUGAUUAUAAUAUGAUUUCAAAUCAAGAUCAAAUUCAAAAUCAUUAUCCUUUACAAUAUCCAUUACAAUAUUCAAAUAAUGAUAGAUUUCAAAGAGCAAUGUUAACUCCUUUACCUCCUCCACCAAUUCAUCCUCAAAGAGAUAAUCAUGAUAAUAAUGACAUCCACAACACUGCUCCUUUACCUCCUCGUCAUUUAUAUAGAAGAGGAAAUUUUAAUCAAGAUUUACCUUCAAGAUCUUCUACGUUAAGUGUUAAUAGAGAUACUGGUAAUGUUUCUUAUUCAACUUUUACAAAUGAUUCUAUUCAUUUAAAUAAUUCUAUAUUAAGAAGAGUUAUUCAACCUCAAUCAAAUUUUAAUCAUCAUCAAUUAAUUAAUCCAUCUUUUGCAAAUUCAAAUGAAUCUCAUACAAUACAGAAUCAAAAUACCAAUAGAAAUCAUAGUAAUAAUAACAACAAUAAUGCUUCAACUUUUAAUUUCUUAAAUGAUAUAAAUAGAUUAUCUUCACAAUCUUUAUAUAAUGAUUUAAAUCAUGAACAAAUCUUGGAACAACAAAAUCAUCAAAGAAAUUUAAGAAAUCCUUUAUUUCAAAAUCAUUAUGAUCAUUCAAUACCAAUAAAUUUAUCAAGAUCAACAAAUUUAAAUUUAAAAUUUAAUGAAUUUUUGAAAUAUAGAAGAGAAAAGGGUAAAUUAUAUAAUGAUUAUCAAAUUGGAAAUUCCAAAAAAAGACAUAUAGAUGAUGAUCAUAAACCAUUUGAUGAGUUCCAAUUCCCAAUAACAAGAUGUCAACCAUGUUCAUUUAUAAAAUCUGGUUUUAUAUUCAAUUUAAAAAACUCAAAACCAAAUGAAAUCCCUUUUAAUUUAUCAUUUAUUUCAAUUAAUUAUAAUGAACAUUUAAUUAAAGGUAAUUUCCAUUUUGAACAUUUAUAUUUAAUGAAUCAUUGGUUAUCAGAAAUUGCACCAAAUGAUAAUAAAAUUAUAUCAAAUAAUAAUAUGAAUUCAUUUAAUUUUAUUGGUGAAAUUAUUGAUUUUGAAAAAAAAGAUUUAAGAUUUAAUUCAAAUUUUAUAAAUAAUGAUAUUAACUUGAAUUCAAAUGAUGAAAAUUUUAGAUCAAAUGAAAAUUUAAAAUUAAUUUAUAAUGAUUGUAUCAUUAAAAAACAAUUACAAAAAUGGAAAUUUUUAAAACCUUUUAAAAAUUUAAAAAUUAAUGAUUUAAUUUCAAUUUUAAAUUGUAAUAAAUGUUUAACAAAAUUACAAGAAAAUUAUAUAUUAAUUAAAAUUUUCAUUGAUAAUGAUAUACAAGAAGAUGAAGAAGAUAAACAACCAAUUUUAUUAGGUUGUGUUGAUAGGAAAACUGGUGAUAUUGAAUUGAUUUCCACUCAAGGUAGACAAAAAUCAAUUAUUGAAGAUUAUUUAAAUAAUAAUCAUAAUGGUAAUCAUCAUUUAAAUGAAGAUGAUUUAAAAUUUAAUAAUUAUUCAAAUAAUGAAGAAGUUAUUAAAUUAUCAAUGAAAUGUAAAAAAUAUGUUUCACCAAGUUUAAAGUUUUGCUGA
Messenger RNA from Hansenula ciferrii, 1725 nucleotides. RefSeq lists its product as uncharacterized. Bases 1 to 1725 code for a protein of 574 amino acids. Lineage: Eukaryota; Fungi; Ascomycota; Saccharomycetes; Phaffomycetales; Wickerhamomycetaceae. The record is from RefSeq and is a predicted model, not a curated record. The transcript has a single exon.